CGCUCUCUCACGGCCUGCCUCUCUAUGGUCGGUGCGCUGUGUGAGCCGCCGGAGGCUUCUUCCCGGGAGUCUAACCGAGAGAGCGCAGAGCAUCAUGGGGAAGCGCGACAAUCGGGUGGCUUAUAUGAACCCAAUAGCCAUGGCCCGAUCCAGGGGCCCCGUAGCCUCUGGUGGACCUACCAUUCAGGAUUACCUGAGCCGACCAAGACCUACAUGGGAGGAAGUGAAAGAGCAGCUAGAGAAGAAGAAGAAAGGGUCCCGGGCGCUGGCUGAGUUUGAGGAAAAGAUGAAUGAAAGUUGGAGGAAGGAGCUUGAAAAGCACAGGGAGAAGGUCAUAUCUGGCAGUGAUGGAUCUUCAAAGAAGAAAGAGAAAAGACAUUUGAAAAAGAAAAAGAAGAAAAAACAUUCUCGCAGGUCAUCGGACGACGGCUCGGAUUCUGAGAGCAAGGAUUCGGUAAAGAAGAAGAAAUCCAGAGAGGAGCCGGAGAAGGACAGAGACGGAAAGAGUUCAGGCAGGAAGAGGAGAAGACCUGAUGAUGAUGAAGAUCACCGACACUCUUCCUAUGACUCAUCACGGUCAGAGUCUGAGGAGGAGCAUCCCAGACUUUGUAAGUCCCAAAGUCCCAGUGUCGGCUGAUGUCAGAGCUUAGACAGGGUUGAUGUAACAGCCUGGUCCAUGGUGUGUGAUCACAUUGCA
Nanorana parkeri is the source of this 697-nucleotide messenger RNA. RefSeq names its product family with sequence similarity 133 member B (gene FAM133B). The coding region runs from base 95 to 637 and encodes 180 amino acids. The record is from RefSeq and is a predicted model, not a curated record. Lineage: Eukaryota; Metazoa; Chordata; Amphibia; Anura; Dicroglossidae. The transcript is spliced from 8 exons.